GGGCGGGGCGAAAGCCGUGGGGCGGCCAUGACCGAAACUUCUGUGCCUGCCGCCGCGGUGUGAUCUGCAGAGUGUUGGGGUUUUGUUGUUUGUGUCUUGUAGGGGAUGGAGGAGGCGCGGAUGCGCAAGCUGGAGGCUGGUAGAGCUAAGUUUGCUCACUUCAGAGAACGAAAAGCAAAAAGCAAUGUCACGCAGUCGCAGAAAAAGACGACGAAGAGGAAGGGCUCGUCUGUCCACACACAUGACGUUCCACAGGAAGAGCACGCAGCAAUGGGCCAAGGCUGUGAUGUCGGUAAGGGUAUAGAGAGUAAGGCUGAAGACACCAACUUCCUAGAGACAACAACAGAGACAGAGGGGAGUGCUGAUUUGUCCAUCCAGGAUAUAGUGGUCAAUCUAGCAGCUGAAAAAGUUGCAGUACAUUCUGCUGCAGAAUAUAGUGAGCUUGAUGAUAAGAUGCGUCAAACAAGAAUAGCUGAGUUAGAGAAGAGACUUCUGGAGAAACAGCAAGCAGUUGGAAGACUUACUGUGCAGAUGAAUGAACUACAGGAACAACUUAGCCAGCAUAGGGACUCAAUGCAGCUUCAGGAAACAACUAUUCAAGAGCAGAAUGAAGUCAUAAGGAAACUAACAAGCUGCCUUCAACAAACAAGGAAGGAUUGGGAUGACUUGCAAGAAGAGGCUUCACAUGUAGCUGAUCAGAUCCAUGGCUUACAACUUCAGUUGCAUGAGGUUAAUGUGAUGCUGAAGAGUAAAGGCUCUGGGAAGAAAGAGGUAUUAGAAGCCCAGCAGCAAAUGUCCUUGUUUCAGAGCAGUCUCCAAGAACAAAAUGCACGUUUGGAGAUGCUGCAUCAGAGAGCAUAUGACCUGGAGGUACAGCUUGAGUCUUCUCAAAAGAAUACCAAAGAUAAGGAAUGUCUGCUUGCCCCAACGGAAGAGGGUAUGAAAGAUACAAUACAACAGCUAUAUGAAAGCGUAGGAGAAAAAGGAGACUGUAUUAAAAGUCUUCAGGAUCUACUGGCAUCAGAAAGAUUCAAUUUGUCUAUACUACAACGUUCUCUUUCUCUCCGGGACUCAGAAAUAAAAGAAUUAAAAAAUGAAAUAACCUUAACCAAAAUGAAAGAACAGCAACAUAUUGAAGAACUGAAAGUGAAUCAUGAAAAGGAUGUUUGCAGACAGAUAGAGCACUUGAAGGUUGAGCUGGAGAAAUGUCAUAGAAAAGAGACUGCAGAAGCCAACCAGAUAUAUGAAGAAGAAAUGAUUUUAAAAUAUAAAAGUGAACCUGGACAGUUAAAAAAAGAACUCACUGCUCUGAAUUCUGAAGAACGCAUUCAGAAUUUAAAUAGAAUAAUAAUUAACUUAAAUAAUAGUCUUCAUGAAUCUGAAAUUAGUAAAGAAAAUUUGAGAAAGGAACUUGUAAACCAACAGGAAAACUUUCAGAGAGAAAAGACUGAGGUUGAGAUGCAAUAUAAAGUUCUAAUUAACGAUCUUAAGUCUCAGCUUUCAAAGGCAAAAGAGCAGGUCAAAGAAGCCCAGCGGUAUGAGCAGGAAAAGCAGUGCUUGAAUGAAGAGAUUCAGAAACUGCAUUAUUUCAUCCGGGAAUUAAAUAAAAAGCGACUUUUUGAGGCAGAAAAAAGUAAAGAUGCAAAGCAAAAGCAUGAUGAAGAGACUGUCUCCAAUAAAAACCUAAGGGAAAUACGAACUUUACCAGAUAUAUUGGAGUUGCAGACAAUGAAGCUUGAGAAGAUGUUGAAUGAACCACACCGAUUUAAAGAAGAGCUAGAUCCUGACAAACUAGAUUUCCAGUGUCAACUGAGAAUAGAUUCAGUUAGGGAUGAAUCAGAAGAAAUAGUGUGUUCAAAGAUCAGAGAGCAUAAUGAAAGCAGUGGAGAUCACUUGUAUGAAGAACCAUUGCCAGAACUAGGAUUUUUCACUACUGAUGAAGAGAUACUAUCAAAAUAUCUUGUCUUCACGGAGAGACCAGAGCAGUCAUAUGUGUCAGGCUGUUCUGAAGGUUAUACCAUUGAAGAAGAUAAACACAGUAGGUCUGGGUUAGACAGUAAUGUGUUUUCAGAUCCCAGCACAGAUUUUAAACCUCCUCAAUUAAACUUUGACCUUGAUGAAAAAACAUGCCAUUGGAGUUUGACUAAAGAGACAUUUGAAGAGACCAAGAUGGAAGCAGAGGCCCUCAUUUCAUUUUUGUCAGAUGGCUCUCCACUGCAAAACAAAAUAAGCGACUAUGGUGAUGUAAAGGAUGAUGAGAGAGCUUGUGUAUUAGAGAGAUGUGUGAAGCUAACUGAGCAGCUCCACAAAAAAGAGUCAGCCUUGAAGAAAUCUCAUCAGGAGACCCAAGAAGCUGUUGAAAAAUGGAAAAAAGUAAUGGCUGAGCUCUGUGAAAUUAAUGUGGAAUUGAAUAAGGAACGUGAAGCACGGCUAUGUUGUGAAGAACAACUUCUUCAGAAAACAGAGAGGGAGAAAGAACUUGAAAACAAAAUAAACCUCCUAGUAAAGCAAAAGGAUGAGGAUGGAAGCCAAUCUUCCUCUGUCACAGAGCCUAUAGCACAAGCAUCUAAAUCCUCUACCUGGCAACAAAUGGUAAAAGACCUCCAGGAGGAAAGACAGAAGUCCUCUGCCUGGCAAGAAAUGGUGAAAGAGCUCCAGGAGGAAAAAGAAAUGUUGAUGGUGCAGUUGCGAACUCAGGAGCAGUUAGUGAAAGAAGUUCAAGAGCAGAAAAUAGCUUCUGAUUCUGUAACAAGUGAAGUACAGACUCUUUUUGGACGUCAGUUGGCUGCUUUGCAAAGUCAAAGGGAUCGAAUGCAGAACCAACUUGAUGCUCAGAAGGCUAAAAACCAGAGAAUAACAGAGCUGCUUGGUCAGAAAACCAUACUGGAAGAGACAAUGCUAAAAGAACAGGCGUUGCUCAAAGCAGAAAUCAAUAACAAAGAGCAAGACUUAGCACUCUUAGUGAAAGAGAAAACAGUAUUAGGAGAGAGAUUAUCAGUCAUGGAGGAGGAUCUAGGAAAAGCAGAGAGAGCAUUAGCAGCAAAUGCUAGCAUCAUUGCAGAUCUUGAGAAAAAUAUACAUGAAGUUAAUGCUGAAGUGCAAAAUGUCAAAGAAGUACAGGAGUGUGAAAGACUAAGCUAUGAGGAUAGGCUGAACUUGAACAACAGGGAAAUUAAUAAACUUCAUGCUGAAAUAAAGGCAAAAAGUACUGAAUUCGGUGAGAAAGAAAGCCAACUGAUUGAAGAAAUAGCUCAUUUGAAGAAGGUUCAUUUGGAGCUUGAAAAUUACUUGCGGGAAUCCUUUCAGUCUGUACAAGAUGCAAAGAAGGCACAGUGUGAGAUGAUGAAUUAUUACAAGGAGGAAAUUGUUAAAAUGGAGAGUCAGCACCUUGCAGAAUUAACUAAACUGAGUUUGACACACAAGAAGGAGAUAGAAGAAUUAAAUGCUGAAAUAAAAGAUAAAGUUGAAAAGCAAAAGAAGUUGGAGGAAGAAAGAGUAGAACAGCUUGCUUUAGUAAAAAAGGUACAUGAACGAGAGCAUGACCGUGAAAUUUCUGAACUGAUUGCUAAACAUAAAGAGGAAAUGGAGGAGCUCCGUGCUGAACUUCAUAAAGAAAAGCUACACCUGUUGGAUGAACUUCAGCAGCAAAUGGCAGCCACACAUAAAGCAGAGAUUGAGUAUGCCCAGCUCCAAUCACAGACACUUCACAGCCUUGAAUUGGAAGCAUUACGCCUAAGCUUAAACAAUUUGCAUACCUCUCAGCUUGAGCUUACUCAGUCCAACUUGAGAAAAGAAAAGGAAACUGCACUUGUGGAGCUACGGGAGAUGCUCAAUGAUAAGCGUGCUCAGGAGAUAGCAAUUCUACAAAGCCGCCAUCAGCUGGAGUGGGAGAAAAUUAAAGAACGUUGUUUGAAGGAAAAAGAAGACCUAACGUCAAAGUAUCAGCAAGAAUUAGUUGAUCAGAGAAAGAAAAUAGAAUUGGAAAUGGAAGAGAAACAUAUCCAGAUAUUAGAGACUCUCAAAAGAGACUGGGAAUUGGAGUCUGAGAUGCGUUUAAAAUACACAUGUGAGGAGCUGUCUAAAAAACAUAAGGCUGAAAUAGCAGAGCUGCAGAAAACUCUGGAAAUGGAAUUAGAAAAAGUCAAAGCAGAGCUGGGACUUCUUUCUCUUGAGAAGGAGCAAUCUGAAAUGAAAUGUGUAGAUUUGGAGAAACAACAGCAGUUAGCAAUCACAACGUUAACUAAACAACUGCAGUCUGAACACAACCAACUCCUAGAAGAUGUGAAGAUAGAAAGCCAAGAAAAAGAACAGAAUCUACAGAAGGAGCUGGAAAAACUUCAGGUCAUGCACGAAGAAUUCAAGACUCGAUCACAAGAAGAAGUCAAGCAGCUUUGGUCUCAACUUGGCAGUACUCGAGCAAAUCGGCAAGAGUUAAGUGGUGGUGAGUCAGUCUGGUUGAGGAUGGAAGCUCAUGUUCCAGAGCUGAAAGAGCAGCUCAUGGCUCGUGCAUCACAGGUGGAAGAAAUAGAGCAUUUAAAGCAAAAAUUUGAAGAGCAGCAGCAGCAAACAAAAAGUGAGCAUGAAGCUGAAUUAGAACAGCUUAGAAUCUACUUUGAAAGAAAGUUAAGAGUCACUGAGGAAAACUACAGAGAAGAAUUGACUUUGCUGCAUCAGAAACUGCAAGAACUGAAAGAAUAUUCCGUAUCUGGGGUUGAUGUGAGCCAUAAUCAAGCAGGGAAUAUCAGUUCUUCUGUCAUAGUUUUUGGAGAGGCUGUUGAGAAAGAGAGAAAAGACUUUUUCCUAGAUCAACUGAAUCAACAGCUGGAGCAACAUAAGGAAGAAAUUGCCUGUUUGCAAGGACAACUUAAAGAAGAUCACAGACAUGAACUAGAUUCCUUAAAGUCUUCCCUUGCACUUCAAUAUAAAGGGGACCUACUGAAAAUGAAGAUGGAGCUCUCAGACAAGUAUAUAGCAGAAAUAGAGGAGAUGAAAAGAAAGCAUUGUUUAGAACUUGAGCAGCUCCGUGCCAGACUUUCAGAAGAACAUAUCAAAGAAAUCACUAAACUGCGCCUACAGAGUGCUCAAGAUGCAGCACGUCAAGUUGAAAUGGAGGUGGCCAAGCGAGUGUCUGUGCUGGAGGAAGAACACAAAGUUAAGCUCUCUCUCCUCCACUCUGAGGAACAGCAUAUUGCAGAGCUUUCAGAAGAAAUAAAGUGUUUAAAAGAAGAGAUGACUAAACAAAAAGACUUUUUUGUGCAGAAUGAAAAGCAUCUGAAAGAGCAAAUGGAACAGGUAAAAUUUAAAAUCGCUGAGGAUCACGAGAAUGAAUUAAAGGAAGCCAGGGAAGAAGUUCUGAAAAUAGAGACUUUGUACAAAGAGAAAGAGAAGAAAUGGAAAUGUGAAAGUGAGGACCAGAGAGUCCAAGCGGAGGAGAAAUUAUCAUUGUUGCACACAGAACUGCAAAAUAGGUUGGAAUAUGAGAAGCAGAAUUUACAGAAGGAGUUUGAAGUUCGUGAAGCUCAAAUGAAUCAGCUCCAAGAUCACCAGGCUGCCAAAAUUGUAGAAUUAGAGAAGUUGGUAAAAGAGCAGCAAAACAACUUGAAACAGUUAGAGGACAGCCUUGCAGUUGCACAGGCUACACGUAAGUCUCAGGAACAAUAUGACAGUGACCUGCAGGCAGCCAAAGAGCUUAUGGCAAAAGAAAUGGAGAAGGCCGAGCUUUGUCUGCAGGAAGAAUGUGCGCUGAAACUUAUGAAAGCACAAAACAAGUUUAUGGAGGAACACAAAGCUUUGACUCAGAAGUUCACAGCUGAGCAAGAGAUUCUUCUCCAAGAGCUGAAGAAGAGACAUGUUGAUGAGCUAGAACUCCAAAGUCAGCAGCUACAGGAGAAGCAUAAGCAGGAAAUUUUAUCUCUGACAGCUGAGUUUCAGAGAAAGCACCAAGCUGAAAUUAAGACACUUAAAUCUACACUAGAAAGUAAACAGCAAAUUCAGCUUGAAGCUUUUGUUGCUGAACUUCAGACAAAACAUCAAGCACAAGUUGAUGCCCUGGAGGCUAAACACUUAUCAAACCUGGAUUCCUUGGAGUCAUCCUACCUAUCUGAAAUUCAGAAUAUAAGAGGUGAACAUAGGCUGGUUCUUGAGAAACUACAGCUGCAUCACACAGAGCAGCUCCAUGAAAAGGAUAAAAUGAAUCAAGCAUGCCUGGCUCAGGAGAUAGAGAUAUUGAAAUUAAAGCACUCUGAAGAACUUCAGCUAGCACAAAAUAAUUUGAAAAUUGAGCUAGCUACUGUGCAUAUGGAAAAACUUAAAAUUAUGGCUGUAGAAGCAGAAGAAGCUCAUAAGGAUGAUUUAAAAGCAGCUCUGCAAAAUCAGAGAAGUUUACUGGAAGAAGAAAAACGUCUAGCCUUGGAUAUGUUACGUGAGGAAGUAGUGCACAUGGAAGAAAAACAUAGAAAAGCACUGCAAGAACUUCAGGAUCUUCAUGAGGCAGAAAUUAAGAAGCAUAAGGAAGAAUACUCUAGGGAGCUGGAAAAGGAAUUGGAGAAACUAAAAGCACAGCAUAAACAUGAACAGGAGAUGUAUGCUUCUGCAUCAGCCUCUGAAAUUGAAACUGUGAGGACAGCUCUUCUGUCUCAAUUUGAGGCAGUGAAAAUGAAGCAGCAGCUUCAGUUCCAGGAAGAGAUUGAGCUGUUGAAGUGUCAGUCAGAAGUACUCCUUGAACAGCAAAUUGCACAGCUGAAGGAUGAAUUUGAAGCUGAAAAAACAGCAUUAAUACAUGACCAGGAGCAGGUGUUAAUUCAGGAAAGUGAGAAGGCACAGGCUGCUUGCCAAAAGGAGAAGGAGACAUUAUCAGCACAGCUACAGGAAAAAGCAGCAAGAAUUAUCCAGCUGGAAAAGAGAGUAGAAUCUUUAAAUUGUGAAAUACAGGAGACCAACUGUGAACUGGAGACACUCAUAGAGCGACGGGACAGAGAGAACCAAGAAGGAGGGAAUUUGGUAGCCAUGUUGAGAUCUGAUAUUGAGCAGUCCAAAGAUGAAAGGAAGAAAAUGCAGGACUCAUAUCAGUGUGUUUUGAAAUGGCUUGUGGAGCUGGUGAAGGCCACAAUUGCUGUUGAGGAUCUUAUCUGUAGCAAGAUUGGUCUUUGCCUUGAUAACAGUAUGGCUUCUGCAGAUUCUAUGGAAAGUCACAGUAUUGUGGAAGAAAUAGGUUUCGCACAAUACUUCAAAGCUAAAGAAAAGAGUCACCUAGAGAAAGUAGAUGAACUGCUUGAUGAAACUCUCACAGAACACAGCCAGCUGUCUCCAGUGACUGAAGAGCAGUAUGAGUUGAGCCAGUACUUAUAUGAAAGUGUUUUUGCAAAGCCAGAAAUGGCAUAUGAAAACGAAGAAAUGAUACUGAAAAUUUGUCGUCGUUUGCGCACUGCGGUGGAAAGACUUCUGGAACUGGUUACAGAAUCAACUAAGCAACUGGAAAAAACACAUGAAAUCCAUGCACAGUUUGAAGAAGAAUUCACCCGCCGAAAUCAGGAGACUGCUCAGGUGGUUUGUCAACAUCGAGAACUAAUGGAGUGCCUCACUGAGGAAAGUGAGGCCAAGAAUCAGCUGGCACUAGAGCUUCAUAAAGCAGAAGGCAUUAUUGAAGGCUAUGUUGCAGAAAAAGCUGCGCUGGAGGAGGCCUUGAAUCUAAAAGAAGAAUCUGAGCGUCGCCUUGUUGUGGAGCUGGAGAAUAUGCGUGAACGCUUCCAGGAACUAACCCAGGAGCAGGCAAUUCUUGGUCUACUUAAGGAAGUAGAACUUUUAGCAAAGGAGAAAUUGGAACUUGAGUGUCAGGCAGAAAAGGACCAUUCUAACUUACGCUCUCAAAUGAAAGUUCUGGAGAUGGAACUGGAAGAACAGCUGCAUAGUAAUCAAGACUUGACUAAACAAUUGAUGGAGACUGCUGAGUUAAAGCAGCAAAUUGAAGUCCUUGAAAAACAGCUUAAAAACCAGCGACAAUUCAUGGAUGAACAAGCUAUAGAAAGAGAAAAUGAACGUGAUGAUUUUCAGCAAGAAAUUAAAAAGCUGGAAGAACAGUUGAAACUUUCAGCUAAGUUACAGACUUCGGGAGAGCCCAGGGAGUAUGGGAACUAUGACUUGAUUCUACAGGUAGAAUCUUUACAAGCAGAAGUAGAAGAGAAGGUGGAUGAUUACAAUAAGCUGUUAUUAGAAAAGGAACAAAAACAUCAAGAAAUUGCAGCUCGUGAUAAAGAGAUUGAAAAACUGGUGGCACAAGUACAAGAACUGGAGCACAGCAGUACUGAAGUCUCAAAGACUGUAAACUACUUGCAACAACAACUUCAAAAAAUGAAGAAAGUAGAAACUGAAUUAAAACAGGAUAAAGAAGCAUUGCAACAGCAGCAGUACAACAAUUUGAUCCAGAUCUCUGCCCUGCAAUCUAAAUUGGAUGAAGUGAGGCAUGGAGUACCUGUGGAAGGCACUUCUGACCAAGAGCUGAAGGAACAGUUACAGGCAGAACAGGAAUCACUUGAGAGGAAAGAAGGAGAGAUUGCAAGCUUGUUAGACCACCUAGAACAACAUAAAGAUAUAUUGACCAGUAAAAAUGAGGAGAUAUUACAGCUGAAAUUGCAGCUAGAGGUGCAAAAAAAUCUUAGCACUUCCACCAUCAACCAGCUUCAGAUAGAGAAUGCACAAUUGAAGGAUCUAGCAAAACUUCAUGUAAAGCAAAAUCGGGACUCGGAUGUAGGUGAUUCCUCAGCUCUGUCCUUCCCACAAGCACUACUUGAAGAAAAGAAUCAAGAAAUAGAUCACCUGAAUGAACAGCUGAGAAGACUCAAGUAUGAUCAAGUGAAUACCCUUGAGAAUAAAGUUGUGGAAGACCAAAAAUCUGAAAUUGAAGAACUCAGGUCUGUUAUUGAGUACCUUCGUGGUGACCAGGAACGGCUGUGUAAGGACAAAGAUGAAGAGGUAGAGCAACUUCACGAAGUAAUUGAGAAGCUCCAAAAAGAGUUGGCACAAAUUGGACCAGUAUGUCAUGAAGUUAGUGACAACCAAGGUGACAUUUUUCAAUUUGGAUUGGAAAAGUCAGUGGAAAACCUGCAGAAGGAGUUGAAAAAGGGAUUGAUAGAUUGUCAGGGUGAUACUGAUCUAGAUGGAAGAAAUGCAUUGCUACUCUGCAAGGUGAGGGAACUUGAAGAAGAUCUAGAGUUUGCCUCAGCUGCUAAAAAAGAUCUGCAGCAGCAGUUGGAAGAGAAAGAAUCACAGUUCAAAAUGGAAGUGGAAAUUUUAGAGAAAAAAUGCCAAAAUUUACAGGAAUCAUCAAGGCAGCACUUUGCAGAGCUAAACACUCUGAGAUUACAGUACCAUGCACUUCAGGAAGAGUACAGCCUUCUCCAAACACAUAUUUCUCAGAGAGAAUUGGAAGCAAGGAUUGCUUCUUCUUGUGUUCAGGAACUCAAAGAUAGUAUGAAAGAGAGGGAAGUGAGUAUUCUUGGAAAAGAUAGCCAGAUACAGGCAAUGGCACAUCAAAGAGAAGCUGAUGAAGGUGAAUUGCGGUACUUAACAGAACAGGCAUCAGAUCUUGAAACUGAGUUGAAAAAGAGAGAUGCAAGUCAGGCUCAAGAUGUUCAUAGUCCUGAGUUAGAAGUUUCUAGACUUGAUUUGCAUGUGCAAGCAAUGAAUCAGAAAGAAGUAUCUAAGCAGAGAGAAAUUGAUGAAUUGCAAGGUAGCACAACAAAAUUGAAAGAUCAAAUCAAGAUAUACACAAAAGAGCUUGAAGCCUUACAUUUGGAAAGAGAUGAACUUAUUUCACAGUUGGAAUUGUACAAGCCAAAGGAGCAGUGUGAUAAAGAGAAUGCUAACUGUCUUGAGCUGUUCUGCUGGGGACAAAGACAAGGCGAGGUCCUUAAGGAGGGAAUGGAGGAGUUGGAAUCACUGGAAACACAUGUUGAUCAGUCAUUUGCUUCCCCAGCUGAUAAUCUGGAAAAGGUUGCUUUGUUUGACUUCACUGCUCAUGAUAUAAGUAAACAAUCUCAGGUUAAGCAAUCAGAAGAAAAUAUCUCAAUUCAGAAAUUGGACAUGAUCAACAGCUCUGAAGAACAGCAAACUUUGAAAAAGCAUCACCAUCAAACUCUCGAUUCUCCAAAAAUCAUUGUGAAUGCAGGCUGUACUGAAGGUACUCUUAAAAACUUCCAGGAUUUCAUUGUAGAUGUGACUUCAUGGGAUUCGCCUGAGAUUAUGAGAAAACAAGAUAUAAGUAUGGAACUUCCACCAGCGCUUAAUCUGACACCCUUUUCAGAAGCUGAAAGUACAGGUCUUGAAAUGGCGCACAGUAGGUCAUCCCUGCAGGGUGAUAAUUCUGUUUUGUUGGGAUUUUCUCACCUUUAUGAAAAUGGCAGUGAGGAAGCAGCAGGCAGAGCAGAUGUAAAAUCUCCAGUUUCCUCUGAAAGUAUCUACUCUGGUGCUGAUCGUGACCAAGAUCUGAAGAAGACGACUUUGCAGAUGAGCGGAACAGAUAAUCUAACUCCAUCAGAUUUGCAAGAUGAUGUAAGAUCGGGAGCAUCUGCCAUAGAUGUGAUGAGCAAUGGAUGUGACAGCAGUACCAGAUCAAAUUUGGAGGCUAAACUGAAGGAGCAGUUACAAACAUCAGACCACUCGGAUGCUAAUUUCAUGGCUUAUCUGCAGUACUGUGGCAUGUUUCCAGAUAUUAUGGAAUCAGUGAGAGAAAAGGAAAUACUUUCACCACAACUAAAGACUGUGCUGAAGUUGGUGUAUGAAGAGAGCCACAAGAUAUUGGCUUUGUCAGAACAUUCCUUUGGUUUUAGGGAGCUGAAAAAUGUUCAUCAGACCAAAGCACUGAUGGAGGGAUGGCAAAAAGAGGGCUUAGCCUUGCUGAAUGCUAUACAGUCACUGAAAGAUUAUCUUAGCAAGGUGGCAGAUAGAGGAGAUAAGGAGGAACAGAGGCAGAUGGUUGUGGAGCACCUUUUCUCUUCGGACCGGAACAGCUUGCUCUCUGAGAUACAGGAGCUUCGAGCUCAACUACGCAUGACACAUCUUCAGAACCAGGAGAAGCUACAACAGUUGCAGGAAACUCUUACUAGUGUAGAAGAUCAUGGGAGCAAACAAGAACACCAGCUUCGAAGGAAAGUUGAAUUAUUAGAAUAUAAGCUUCAGCAGGAAAAAUGCAUUGUAAGUGACCUGCAUAGCACGCUGUCUGAGGAGCAGAAGAGAGCCUCUGAAACACGUGAACUCUUGAGUCAAGAAAAAGCAGCAGUUUCAACCCUGAAGUCAGAUCUAUAUGAACGUAAGCAAGAGAAUGAAAGGCUGAAAAAAUCCCUAGAAGAGCAUCAGAGAGAAAUAAACAAGCUCUGUUUUGAAUUGGAAAGUAAAGAGAAGGAUUUGACAGCUACUCUGCAAGAGUUGGAGGCUGAACGUCUUACAGAAACAGAGCUGCGAGUUUUGCUUGAGGAACAACAGCUUCAGCAUAAGAAAGCAGAAGAUGAAAAGAAAAAGGCCUUGGAGGAUUUACAGGCUGCCUUGGAUUUGCAGACUGCGCAGAAUAGGAAGCUGUCUGUAUCCUUAGAGCAUGAACAAAUUAUAAAUGAUAAUCUCCGCAAGGAACUUCGGAUAGAAUAUUCUCGCUGUGAAGCAUUAUUGUCCCAAGAACAUGACAAAGUGUUGGAGCUACAGAAAAACUUGGAUGCUGAGAGAAAUCGUUCUUUGGAGCUCUUGAAUUCCUUGAAUCAUGAACGUAUUUUGACAGAACAGUUGAGCGUGCAAGCUAAGGAGGAUGCUUCUUGUCAGCGCAGGGAGUUGUUGCUGGAACAGGCCUUUAUCCGAGAGCUCCAAGCCCAGCUGGAGGAAGAGAGAUCCCAAAAGACGGAGCUGGCUGUAAUUACUGAGAAAACACACCAGAGAGCCAUUCGUUCCAAGAGGCAGCUAGAGGCUGAAGUACAGAUGUGUUGUGAAGAAACACAGAAGGAGAAAGAGAUCACUAACAAACUCCGAGUGAUGCUGGACUCUCUUCAGAGUCAAAAGCAAGAGCAAAACUUGGAACUGCAACACCAGAGGGAUGAACAAAGAAUUAAAGAGAUGCAGGAAAUCGUGGCAAUCUUAGGAGAAACAGAAAGAAGUCCUCCAUCUCCCAGCAGUCAACAAGGACUGUUGUGUACUUCAGACAAAGAUCAAAAUGCCAAAGAGCCCAUGACAAUAGAAAUUGGAAAAUUCAACUUGCAGCAGCAGCAGAAGCAACAGCUGGAGAAGAUAAGACAACAGUUGCUUUUCGUAGCUGCACAUCUCAUUGAGUUAAUGUGUAAAACUGUAGAUAAAACAGUUAACGACUGGUAUGUAUCAAAUGAUGAAGCUGUAGCAUCUUUACUGCAGACAUUAAAGGAACUAAAAUCAGAUUUAUUGUCUCCUGCAUCUCAGAUCAGAUCUACAGAUGAUUCCAACCCUGUUCAAGAACUGGAAAGAGCUGCUUGGCAGCAAGAAAGAAACAUUCUGCAGAAUGCACUGAAACAGGCAGAAUCCAAACUGGCUAAAGCAACUGCUGAAACUGAAAACAAACCAGCCAUGGAAGCAUUCAAUCCUAAGUUACAGAGAUUAUAUAGGAAGUACCUAAGAGCAGAGAGCUUUAGAAAGGCUCUGGUUUAUCAGAAGAAAUACCUCUUGCUGCUUCUUGGUGGAUUUCAAGACUGCGAACAAGCAACUCUCUCUCUAAUAGCACGCAUGGGAAUCUACCCCUCGCCUGCAGACCUGCAGCUUUCUGCCUCCCGCUCCCGCCCUUUUACCAAGUUCAGAUGCGCAGUCAGAGCAGUCAUUGCUGUAUCAAGGUUGAAGUUUUUGGUGAAAAAGUGGAACAAACUUAACAGAAAAAAUGCCCAGGCUGAAACAGUUUCCCAAAACACAGGAAGUAAUACUGCCUCUGGUGCCAGAACAGAAACUCUGAAACAGCAGCAGCUCACAGCUGUUCAUGUAAGCUCUCCCCCAACCUGGGACACUGGCCUGUGCCACAGAACCAGCUCUGCAAGAUCUGUGAGCUGCUCCUCCAAAUCCUCUCUCCGGUCACACAGCAGAUUGCCUCCAUCCACUUCAGAAAAGUCACCUGUGCCUACUCAGGAUCCUGAACGAUCACUUACAGAAUAUAUCCACCGCUUGGAGAUUAUCCAGCAAAGACUAGGAGGGAUGCAGCCAGAUGCUGUUGCUGAUUCUUUCCCUAUGUUCUGGCUGCUGAUCCCCACAGUCAGUUGUUUACUUCCUAAGACUACCUGUGGGUCACUGCAGUCAUCUGUCCCUAGGCAAGAAAUGUUUAUUUCCUCCUACCAGCACCUUCCUUAGUUCUCCAUACACUCAGUCAAAACCUGAACGGAUUUUACUGUGCAGAUGUCGUGGCUCUAGGGGUGGGCCACAUUGAUUCUUCUGCAAAUUGCAUAUGUACACCUACAUGUUUCUUUCACUAAGCGUAACCUUUGUCAACACUGUUUCCCAGGCAGCCUUGUAUCUUAUAACUGUCCUGCAGCUUUUGCACAAAGAUGUGUGAUUUUAUGUUGGUUGAGCUGAGGUGAGGAAGAGAGAACCAUACUUGACUGAACCUGCAGACCUCUGUGACAGUCAUUGAUGCUCUUACUGCCACUUCUUUGGUCUCUGUCAUCAGCAAAUAGAUCAUCUCUAUGGAGGUGUUUGUGGGAGUUGCUGGCCCAACAAUGGUAUCAGUAAUGGUUAAUAUUGAUAUCUGCAUUUGGAAAAAUAAUGACUUUAAAGCUAACUUCUGAGGCAAAUUCUUAAGAUUACACAGCACAAUCCUAACACACCCUUAGAGUUAACCUUGACAACUUAAACUUGAAAACCAUGUGUAUUUCUCUAGAAAGAGGAAGAUGUUGGCUUUGUCAGAGUUCAUAAGAGCAUGGUACAGCUGGACAACAGCUCUGAGGAAAGCCCAAGACAUUGUUUUUCUGGCUCUCUGACUAAAUACACUUCUUUUUUUAAGGUUUUAAAGGUUUUUAAGGUUUUAAAGGUUUUAAGGUUUUAAAGGUUAAAAAAAAGGUUAACUUUGUUUACAAAUCCUGGUCUUAUAUCCUUAAAGUCAACGGCUACAGUGACACUUCCAUGUGGCAACUUAACAUUCUUGGCAGCAUUUUUCCUACAAACCUUAACAUCAUGACUUUUGUUUUUUCUUUUCCCAAGUGCUUUGUGCAUGGCAGGUAUGGAUGAUCAGAUGUUAGAAAUGAAACCUGAGUUAUUUCACAGAAUGAGGUAUUUUGUGCUAAGUGUGGAGCACUCACCUGGGGUUAGUUAUAACAAUGCAUACUGGUUUUGGAACCUUCACAUUACCAGAAUGAUGCUCUAGGCAGUUGCAGUACCACACAGUAACCUUCAGAACAGAGCUCUGAGUAAGGUGAGUUCCUGGUUGCUGAACUUUACAUCACCCCACAGAUACAACAGCUUGUAAGCAGUAGUGCAUGUUGGAUCAUCACAAGAACAGUGCAUGUUGGAUCAUCACAAGAGCAGUUGGGUUGAACAAAGCAAUCCAUUGUUCUCUAUGUACUCUUCUGAUUGAGCAUUGGUCUUUAUGUGUGAAUGUUUGCUUUUGCAGGGCUGUAAGCUUUCAAGUUCCUAGGUACUCAUGAAGAUGGUAAUUGCUUUCAGUGUAGCUCAUGUGAAGUAUAUUGAGGAAAUAACAUGCUGCUAACUGCACCCUGUUUAGCAUAACACAAGCACUUUUCUAAUAUUCAUUUGUUUUAUUUAAAUUUAGGACAAGUUCCGGGCCCGCCUUGCCAAAGAAACAUGAAAAAGUGAUCCGAAUGCUUCUGAAAUCUGUGCUGCAAAACCACCAAGUUAUUGCUUCUUUCUGAGUUAUUCCCUGGUGAAUGGAGGCGCUUGUUAUCUCCUCUGCAACUAAAUAAAGGGCAGUGCUUUUGCAUCAGA
Molecule: messenger RNA, 14922 nt
Organism: Gallus gallus (chicken)
Lineage: Eukaryota; Metazoa; Chordata; Aves; Galliformes; Phasianidae
Gene: PCNT
Product: pericentrin
Exons: 53
Coding region: 106-13335 (4409 amino acids)
Biological process (GO): signal transduction
Molecular function (GO): molecular adaptor activity
Source: RefSeq, a predicted model, not a curated record